Messenger RNA from Funneliformis geosporum, 4200 nucleotides. The record is from the annotation of a GenBank genome assembly. Lineage: Eukaryota; Fungi; Glomeromycota; Glomeromycetes; Glomerales; Glomeraceae.
AUGAAGACAAUACGAAUAUAUAUCAUUCUAACGUUAUUAAUAUCUUGUACUGGGAUAUUGCAAGUAUUUGUAAACGUUGCAGCUGAAGCACCAAAAAUAAAUUACAAUGGACUGUCUCAAAUUCUUACCUUGGGUCAAUAUAAUGGUAUAUCGAUAUUUAGUACACCAGGACAAAGAGAAAAUUUUGAUAUAACGAGCGAUUCCUUUAUAUCACAAGCACAAAAUAAUACUUUUCAGCUGGUCGGGACGACAUCAUAUAAUGGAACUAUAAAUGCGAUUUGUAUACUACCACGGUCCAAUGAAGGGAUGGAUGUAUAUAUUGGUGGUAGAUUUAAUACACUUGGAGAUAUAUCGGUUAAUAAUAUAGCUCGUUAUGAUCCAUCUAGUAAAACAAUUUCAUCUUUAGUAGAGGGAUUGGAUGGUCCAGUAUAUUCAUUGUAUUGUGAUACCUCAAAUUCUAUUGUAUAUGUUGGAGGUACGUUCGUAACUCCAACGAAUCCAAUGGCAAACAAUAUAAAUGCAACAGAUUUUGCUGGUAGUGUAGCUGUAUGGCGUGAUGAAACUUGGGUGCCAUUACCUUUCAAAGGAUUUAACGGGCCAGUUUAUACCAUUGCGUAUAAUGAGCCUAACAACACCAUCUAUUUUGGAGGUCAAUUUGAUGCAACUGGUGAUGGAAGAUUUGGUGUGACAUCAAAUACUCAACCAAUAAAUAUUCAAAAAGCUGUGAUUACUGGUGGGAAUUCUGCUGAUCGAGAUUUGGUUGGUGAUCCAUCUUCUGUUCUAUGCAAUUCAGAACCUGAUGGACCUGGAACAACCUGGUUAAUGAGAGAUGGCAUGCCAGGUUUUUGGAGGGCAGAAUUCAACGUUAAAUUAACUCCGAGUGUGAUUGGAAUUAAGAAUACAAAUUUUGAGGGAAGGGGAACAAAGACAUUUAGGUUAAUCGCCACAGCUGAUAUGAGUGUAGUUACAUUAUCUUAUAUGGACCCUAUAAAAGGAUUGUUAGUGUGUACAUCUUGUCCUCUUAGUCCAAGUAAUGAAGAUUUUCAAACAUUCACAUUUGUUAGUCGGCCAGAAUUAACAGGAAUUCAAAUCGACAUUUUGGAAUGGUACGGAAUUGGUGGAGGAUUUCAUGGAAUUAAACUUUUCCAAUCUGAUAUAAUUGUACGUGCUGUGAGUGACAUGAUUGAUAAUAAUCCUUCUUGUGGUGGCACCAACCCAUUUCAACCAAAAGUGACAUUUGAAGGUUUAUGGACUUCCAAGUUACUGUCAGGAAUUUGGCAAAAUGUGUUGCAGACAAUAAUUCCUGCUGGAGAAAUUGCUACAUCUACAGCAAAAGUUAUCAUGCAACCAUAUAUUCCACAAGCUGGAUAUUAUGAUGUUUCUAUGGUUACUCCUAGUUGUAUUCCAUAUGAUUGCUCAAAAACGAUCUCCAUUGAUGUUAGGAUCAUGGUUGCUCCCGGUCAAACAAUUGGACCUAUACCAAUUUCCCAAAAUAAUCCUUCCCAACUUAAUCGAGUGGAUGUACUAGCUUCUGGAUUAUUUAUUGUUGCCACUACAACUUUUUUUCAACCUACUGUGGAAAUUACAAUUUCAACUACUGCAGCAGUACCCGUCGGAGGUGAAGCCAUUGUUGUAGUGGAUAGUAUUAAAUUUGUAAAGAGUCAAAUUAAUUUGCCUUUAAGCGGGUUAUUCCAAUAUUCACCAGCUUCAGACCUGAACGAACCUGCAUGGAAUGGAUUUAAUGGUGUUUUAGCUCCCCUUUCAACUGUACAUACGAUUAAAGUCAUAUCUCCAUAUACAAUUGUAAUCGGUGGUAAAUUCAAUAAUGUAACAUUCUUCAAUAUCGUAGAAUAUGAUGGCAAUACAUUUAUACCACUUCCUAAUGGAGGUCUUAAUGGUCGAGUAAACACUUUAGAAAAAGUGGAUGACAAUUUAUUAGUUGGAGGUUUAUUCAAUAAUACUGUAUUAGGACUAGCAUCUCUAAGAUUAGAGAAUCUCGCUAGAUUAAGUAUCUCAGAAAAUCAGUGGUAUUCAGUCGCUGGUGGUGUAAAUGGUGAAGUAGGAAGAUUAACUUUAUUGAAUAAUAAUGAGAAUCAACAAGUACACGUGGCCGGUAAAUUCAAUACGGCUAUAUCUCCAAAGGCUAAUGAAGAAGGAAUUAUAUAUGGAAAUGUGACAUUCGGUUACUCAAUUUGGGAUAAUAAAUUCUCGGACUGGGCAACGUCUAGCUAUAUUGAUGGUGUUAUUAAUGAUAUCGUGGUUUCUGGAACAAACGAUCCUUCAACAUUUUAUGCUGGAAGAAUUUCAGCUGCUCAGCUUACAACCGCAUUUGGAGGAAGUUUUAUUACAAGUACCGGAAUUUCCGCACUUCCAAUAUAUCCACAAGCUUUAGAUGGAAACGUUCCUGAGAUUAUCAUUAAUACUGGUUUGAUAUGGAACGAUACAAAAAAUGACAAGUCUUGCGUUAUCAUUGGUGGCAAAUUUGAAUUUAAUGGUAUCAAGAAUGUUGCCAUUAUGGUAGAUGGUUUGUGGAACAGCUUGGGAGAUGUUGUUUUUGAAGGGGAAGUCAUAUCUCUUGAUGUAACAAAUGAUUUAUUAUACAUCGGAAGUGCAUUCACCGUAACUAAUGAAAGCGACGAGGGUUAUAAUGCUUUUGUUAUUUAUGAUUUAUACGAGCGUAAAGUGAUUGUAUCACCUCAAUUGACCGCAGAUGAUAAUAAUGUUAAGGUUAAUGUGAUAAGAGAUCGUACAGGAACGCCCGAAAUUAUUGUAGGCGGAAAAUUUGAUAAAGCCGGUUCACUUGAAUGCAAAACGAUCUGUAUUUGGGAUUCAAGGCUUAAACAAUGGAAACCUCUUGGUGCGAAAGAUGAUAUUUCCGGUGAAAUAUUUUCUAUGGAUUUAAUUGGGAAAAUGAGAAAUAAAGAUCCGAAUCCCCUAGUUGUUGCUGGAAAUUUGACCUUAAAUGGAAAACCCGUUUAUUUACUUAAAUAUGAUUUUAGCAAAUCAAGUUGGGAAGAUAUGAGUUCCUUGGGAUCUGAUAAUAACAAACUUCCAGGAAUUGCUACCGUAGUAUCUAAUGAUUUCAUGAUAGAUGGUCAAUUCUUUGUCUCAGGACAUACUGAAGUAGAUGGUUCUGCAUAUUUGUGUAAAUGGACUGGUGAUGAGUUCAGGAUCAUAGGCAAACAAAUCAUGUCAGAUUCUAAAAUAGAAGCUCUAACAUUACUUCCUUCGAAUAAUGAACAUGAAAAUGUAGAUUAUUUGGGUGACAAAUGGUUGCUCCUCGUUUCUGGUUCAUUAAAAUUGGACACAAUUGGAGAUGUUAGUGCGGCUUUAUAUGAUGGAAAAGAUAUGUAUCCUUAUAUCUUAUCUUCACAAACCAAUGGAGUUUCGGGGCGUAUCACUGCUAUAUUCAUAACAAUUAUUCCUGAAUUAUUUGGAAAAAGACCAUUGCCCGUUCCUUUGGUUAUUUUAGUCUCAAUAGCUAUCGCAUUAUCCCUCGUAUUUCUGAUUGUCGCUUCUGGUAUGACCUAUAGAUAUUAUAAAAACAAACAUCGAAAGAAACCUACUCCAUUAGGUCUACGCGAAUCUAUGAAAACACCCAUUCGAGAUAGUGAAAUAAUGGCCACGAUUCAAGCUGCCGCUGCUAUAAUCGGACAAGGCAAUCGUUAUUCUAUGGCCUCAAGUAACAACCAGAGAAAUUCUGUAUUUGGAUCUAAUGCUGAUGUGAAAUCAUUAGAUGAAGUUGCAUCAUCCGGAUUCAUUGCUUCCGGACCUACGACAGGUCAACAUUAUAAUCAAGCUUUUACCUUACAAAAUAAUUCACCGAAAUCGAUAGAUGAUGAAUCGAUUGAUUCAAAUUUAGCAAAAGGAUUAGCUAAAGCUACCUCCACAGAACAAGCAGGCUCAGCUAAACUUCGACCUUCAACUCAGCUUCACUCAGUCGUUAUUACUCCGGGUGAAGGUGCUCCAGUAGGUCAAGUUUUGUCGAACGGAGAAGCAUACGAAUACAUUGCAAGAUAUCCGUUUAACGCGAGGGAAGAGGGUGAAUUAGAUUCAAUCUUUGUUUUAGAUACUAAUAACGAAGUAUGGUGGUUUGGAUAUAAGCUAGAUCAGGAUGGUAAUUUUAUACAAGGUGUAUUCCCAAGUAAUUAUGUGGUAUUAAAUCAAGACCAAAUAAACACACAAACAUCUGAAUCUUGA